GAAAGCCGCGUUCUUUCGUACGAACGAAACGCAUUUGUGUGCUACGAACGACGUCGUACGAUACGGUAAUCGAGCUUCGGCUCGCUAACAAGUAUCGGCAUUGCUCGCAAUUAGUACCGUUUAGCGGGAACAAUCUAAAUUUUCGAAGCGUUUCGACAAAUAUGUAUAUUCCGGGCAGUCUCGCGAGCAAAGGAUGAUGCAGGCGUCAUUAUCGGUUUACGGUCCACGUAACUCUCGCCCGUUCGUACUCGUUACGCUCUAAAAGAUCGCCCUAUAAAUUCUGUCGCCAUGUAAAAGUCUCAUAAAAUAAUACGGAAUCUACCGGUACGGUCUUAUAACAAUCCAUGCGAUAUCGUUGAAAACUCAACGCUCUCUUGCCGACUGUCUCUCGGCUUUAUCGAAAGUCGACGAAAUUUCUCGUAACGUCUCGUAAAUCUCGUAAGGUUUUUCUUUACUUUCUUUCUUCGCUUUCUUUCUUCACUUUCCCUUUUUUCUCUUCCGUGACUCUCGACUCGAGAAAGACAUGUCUCGUAUCCGUCCCUUAUGCGAAUUUCGUCUCUCCGUGAGAAAAAAAGUCGAUAUGUAUAUAUCGUAACGGCGCGUACCACUCGUGCGUAUUUAGCUUCGUAUUUAGCAAUUUUCGUUCGGCGUAGAAAUUAAAAGGACGCCGCCAUUAUCGAUAACUCAUUAGGACGAUGUACGCUCGACCGAAUGAAAUUUAUAAUUUCGAGAAACGACCGAAACGUUACGCGUUUGUCCAAUCGAGAGCAAUCGAUUAUCUCCUUCCACUGGAUGGUAAAACGAACGCGUUUACAAUGUACGUAUAUCGCUUCAUUCUUCGUUUUGCAAAGUGCUAAUAACACGUGCAAGUAAAAUGAAACUGCAUUCCCGGUCGAAGGAACAUCGGUGCGAGUACGAUAGAAACGGUCAGAAACGAAAGAAGUAACUCGUGCCUCGCUUUUUAGUCUUUCGUAUUUCUUUCAUCGGGUCGUCCCGAACGAGGGCCUUCGAUCCUUUCCCCAAAGAUAACGAGUAAGCAAAGUUAUAACGUCGGAAUAGAAACGCGGUUUCCUUAAUUUUCGCAAAGAGAAUUGUGCGCGAUCGUCCUGUCCGCUUUCCACGCUAGAAACAAACUAGGCUACGCGUCUAUAAUGCGCGUUUCAUUCCACUGACGCGGUUCUGAUGAUAACGUCACAGUUUCCAGGAUCCUUUCAGAGCGAUUUAAACGAAAGUUUGUCAGUUUAACGCCGACACGGUCGACUAGUUUUACACGCGCUGCAAAUUAUCAUCGAUAAACCGUCUUCUACCUCGCUAGCGCGAAGGAAUAUACUUAAAAACGUUUUACCUUCGCGCGCACACUCGAUUUAUAUUUCGAGAGAAACGAUUAAGAGCGUGACUUCGAAAUAGAGGACAAAAAGGACGAGUAAGAGGGAAAAAGAGAAGGAGGAAGAGAAGAAGAAGAAGAAGAAGAAGAGAAAGUAGUUGGCCGCCCUGCUAAAAAUUCAAACUCGCGAAUUUACUAGAGAAUAAAUUUCCAACUUUCAGUCAGAAGGCGAAUCCUCUCUGGCCUCAUCCAAGCACGGCCAACCUGAAAAGUUUGACGCAUUGUCGGUGAAUAAUCGGAAGCGAUUGUCACGCUACCUUCGAAUAAAGAAGAGAGAGAGAGAGAGAGAGAGAGAGAGAGAGACCGUGAAAGGGGGAGAAUUUUAAACGCGUUUCUUUCCUUCUCGCGACGAGCGCAUCCGUGCGUAAAUAUUAAUCCGUAAGUUCGUUCGUAACUCAUUUUGCUUGGAUAUCUAAGCAAAUGGCUAACGUUACAAAUUCUGAAUCUAAGGAAUCAACGGGAGCUACGUCUACCCCGAUGACGAUUACCACGGAAAUAGAGAACAGCAAGUAUUUGCCUUCCUCUCAUGGAAGAAUCAACGGUCCGAGAAGGGAAAGCAGCGGAUUUAACGCCGUUAUCCAUCACAAACGAGGCCUCCUAGGAGCUCUUAUUUCUGGAAUAGGCAGUAAUAUGUCGCUGCCUUCUUGCAUGCCGCACGAUCAGGAUAUCUCGCAAGGACACGCCCCGAGCGUAGGACUACCGAUAUCGCUUCGUACGAAUCCAAAACAUUUAGAAAAUCAAACAAACAAUCAGUAUCAGUCCGACGAUGAUCGUCGAAAGUUGCGAACGAAUUAUUUGCGAUUAACGCCGGUCAAUACGGCUUGCGCGUCUUUGAACGCUCUCGACGUCGAUAAAGCGAAAGCACCGAUCUUGAAAGUCAUGCAAUCCACGGAACACGAAUCAAAACAUAAACAUCCGAGAGAGUUGAUAUCCACCGUAAGCAUGCUUUACGCCAAACUGUUGAUAGUGAUAGGAUUCGCGUUGCCAGUUACAGCCAGCGUCAGUCAUAAAGUACCGAUCGCUUUGAAUCAGGGGUUUUAUUUAUACCUCUACCUUGGAAGCGUUACUUUCGUGAUCACCAUGUACGCCAGCAUGCUGAAAGACAAAGCUGUAAAAAAGCUGAUACUGCAGGGCAAAAGACAGGAGGAGACCUUUACCUUUGAUGAAAAGGGUGCACGUGUUCACACCAGCCAGGCGCAACAAUAUGGAAGCUUUUGUUUGAGAUUCGGCGCUGUAGGAUUUGGUGCCGGUUCAUUGGUAUUUACCGGAUUGCAAAUUGGGGCGGAAAUAGCUUCCGGGCCAUUCAGGGCGAUUACACCAGCCGCUAGAUUACUCCUGAUCACAGCUCAGAUGCACUUUAUAUUCCUUAACAGUAAAAAUCUUGAGUUUGCGAGACUCGGUGCACUCGCGAAAUUAGGCCUGAUGCAUAUGAUCGCGACGAAUCUCUGCGAGUGGCUUCAGGCUCUCAUCGAGGAGACGCACAACGAGAUCGAUCAACUGGGCCACGCAUACGAGGGUGACGAAGGGAUUCUGAAAUCGCUCUUAAGCGACGCCAGUCCCUUUCUCUUCCCUUGCACGAUCGAGUUCAGUCUGAUAUGCGCGGUAAUACUUUUCGAAAUGUGGAAGAGAACGGACGAAAGAACCGAAACGAAGAGCGAACAUUCGGCAAGAUCGAUGCAUAGACUCAGUAUCGAUUGCACCAGUGCUCAUAGAGGCCUCUUUGGUGGAAUACUUUUAGUAGCUGCUACGAUUUUAAGUUUGAUCAUGUUUUUCGUUUUGAAAGAAGCAAAGCACAAGAUGGCGAUACAACAAGUUACUGCCCUAGAAGCCGCGAUCUUAUCCUUAGGUGUAGCCGCUUCUAUAUCCGGUGCUUGGAAGAUUCGAAAUUUGGAGGAAAAAGUAUCUUCGAAAGCUCCGCGACUGGACUCGACUCUUUUGGCGGCAGCUCAGGCUGGAAUUUAUUUGCAUUGUCUUUUUGGAAUAGUCGGUAGCCUCUUAACCAUGGGUCCGAUGUGGGUGCUGUCUUUGAUUACGGAUUUCUUAACCUUGGUGCAGAGCACCUGCCAAACUUUACUCGUUAAAAUCGCAUGGAGACGACGUUGCACCACUGGAAAGGAGAAACCAGGCAAAGAACUGAUCACGUUCCUCAUCGUCGUCAACAUAGCUCUGUGGACGGUGAAUACCUUGGAGAAGUCUCGCGCCGGUGUACGCCCGGAUCAUCUUCGUUUGUUCGGUGUUUGGGCUUGGACCAUCAUUACCCAUGUCUCCAUGCCGCUCGCGAUCUUUUAUCGAUUCCAUUCCGCAAUUUGUCUCUUCGAGGUAUGGAAGAGUUGCUACAAGUACAGACCGUACAACGAAAACGCUCGUACGCUCUGUUGAAAGGCUGUCCCUGAAUCGAUUCUCCGUCUAUAACGUAGUCCUAGCAAAUAUUUUCUACUACGUAUUAAAUUGAAAAUAUCUUUGGCGUAAAAAGAAAGUAUUUUCUUUUAACAGGGAGAAACCUCUACUUUCUUUCCAACCUUUUCGAAUAAAAUAAAAACACGUUCGUCGAUCA
Molecule: messenger RNA, 3938 nt
Organism: Vespula vulgaris
Lineage: Eukaryota; Metazoa; Arthropoda; Insecta; Hymenoptera; Vespidae
Product: proton channel OtopLc-like
Exons: 10
Coding region: 1805-3763 (652 amino acids)
Biological process (GO): proton transmembrane transport
Cellular component (GO): membrane
Molecular function (GO): proton channel activity
Source: RefSeq, a predicted model, not a curated record